AUGGCGUCCAUGAAGCCCAAGUUGAAAGUGCUGAAAAAGCGUCGCUCCAGUCUUUUUGCGACAAUAAAACGGGAGAUGAGUUUCUCGCAGAGCAUUGAAGAACAAGAGGGCGAAUUCCCCUUCUCUCAGGACAGCUCUGUGAAAGCGUGGACGUCCAUGGACAACCUCGAUACACCAGAUGACAAAAAGAAAAAGAAAAGUCAGACUAAAGACCUACCAAACCCACGGCAAUCAAACAUUGUCAACCUGAAUGUUGGUGGAAAGGUGUUUCACAUCCCAAAGCAUCUGGUGCUCCGACACCCAAAAACAAGGAUUGGAGUCCUUGCCCUCUGUAAUGAUCCAGUCAAGCGGCUGACGCUCUGUGAUGAUUAUAAUGUUCAGAACAACGAGUUCUUCUUUGACAGGGACCCCAUGUUUUUCCACUACAUCUUCCACUUUUACUGCAGUAAUGUCCUGUGGGUGAUGGACAGUCUCUGCCCGGUAAACUUUGAAGAAGAGAUGACAUUUUGGGGGCUGAAACUGAAGGACACACCGAGGUGCUGCCGUAUUCUGUUUGAGGAGAAACUUGAUGACAUCAGAGAUCAGCUGAAGGUCAACCAAGAGCUCAUUGAUGAGAUUAAACCUCACCAAGACGACGAAGGAUAUAAAACAAUGUUUCUCGGAGAUUUUCGGAAGAUUCUCUGGGACUUGAUGGAGAACCCGUACUCUUCGCUUUCAGCCAAAGCCUUUGCUGUGUUUUCCAGUCUCUUUGUGCUUAUCUCUAUCGUUGCCAUGACAUUGAACACGGUAAAAGAACUGAGGGAUUACAAAGUUGGUGACAGAACCUACAUGGAGUGGAUAGAGAUUAGUUCCAUCCUUUUCUUCACCUUGGAGUACUUCCUGCGAUUAUUCACCACAUCCAACAUAAAAAAUUUUGUUAAGAGUGCCCUAAACUUUGUGGAUGUGGUUGCUGUCAUGCCCUACUUUGUCCAGAUCAUUUUCGAGGCGUUUGUUUUAGAUUCAGAAGACAUCAGCGCAAAGGAAGAUUUGAAGACCAUGUCGAGAGUCAGUAAAGUCAGCAAAGUGCUCAAAGUGGUCAAGUUGAUGCGUAUCUUCCGUAUUUUAAAACUGGCCCGUCACUCCACAGGGAUGAGGGCAUUUGGUUUCACCAUCCGGCAGUGCUCUGAACAGGUGUGCUGCCUGUUCCUGUUUAUCGCCAUGGGUAUCUUCACCUUCUCUGCUCUGAUGCACUCUGUGGAAGUGGAUCAACCAGGGACACCUUUCAGCAGCAUACCAGAUGCCUGGUGGUGGGCUGCGGUCAGCAUCUCCACCGUGGGCUAUGGAGACGUUGUCCCCAUCUCUUAUCUUGGCCGCUGCGUUGCAUUUGGCUGCAUCUCUUUUGGAAUCAUCCUCAACGGCAUGCCCAUCUCCAUUCUGUUCAACAAAUUUUCCGACUACUACGCCAAACUCAAGGAACAGGAGUACAGUGUUUCAAAUACAGAGCGCUCCUUCCAGCUCAGGAAACGUCUUCGGCGCAAGUGCGAGCACUGCUUUGAACCUCCGCUGGAGGAGUCCGAUGAUGAGAUUCACUAUCGGCCCAGCUGGAGGGAAACUAUCCACGAGAAUGAGGAUUAA
Molecule: messenger RNA, 1614 nt
Organism: Cheilinus undulatus (humphead wrasse)
Lineage: Eukaryota; Metazoa; Chordata; Actinopteri; Labriformes; Labridae
Product: potassium voltage-gated channel subfamily V member 2
Exons: 4
Coding region: 1-1614 (537 amino acids)
Biological process (GO): protein homooligomerization; potassium ion transmembrane transport
Cellular component (GO): voltage-gated potassium channel complex; membrane
Molecular function (GO): delayed rectifier potassium channel activity
Source: RefSeq, a predicted model, not a curated record